Lytechinus variegatus (green sea urchin) is the source of this 2734-nucleotide messenger RNA. It is a transcript of the gene ypel5, whose product is annotated as protein yippee-like 5. Bases 8 to 373 code for a protein of 121 amino acids. The transcript has a single exon. The record is from RefSeq and is a predicted model, not a curated record. Lineage: Eukaryota; Metazoa; Echinodermata; Echinoidea; Temnopleuroida; Toxopneustidae.
AUCUAUCAUGGGGCGAGUUUUCCUUGAGCAUAUAGGAGGCACAAGAUUGUUCUCCUGUGCAAACUGUGAUACUGUACUGACCAACAGGGCAGAACUAAUGUCCACACGCUUUACAGGGUCAACGGGUCGUGCAUACCUCUUCAAACGAGUGGUCAACCUCUCAUUUAGUGAGGUCCAAGAUAGGAUCAUGUUAACUGGACGUCACAUGGUACGAGAUGUCUUCUGCAAGAACUGUGACUCAAAACUUGGUUGGAUCUAUGAAUUUGCCACAGAGGAAUCUCAGAGGUACAAGGAAGGCAAAGUGAUUUUAGAACGAGCUCUCAUCACAGAAAGCGAAGGCAUGGAGGAACAUGUAGUAGUUGGUGACAUAUGAUGCUGAUGGACAUUCUUCAAACUCAUUUUAUCUUUGUAAAGUUUUAGAUAGAACAAUAAUUCUUGUUAUAUUUAUAUAUCUUGUAUAUAGCAAACAUAUUUUGUAGCUAGCACCUUUGCAGUUUGGUGGAAAGUUGAAUUCAUUAGAAUAUUUGCACAUGGCUUGUAGUUUUAAGAUGGUUUGAGAAUAUAUGGGAUGGAGCAAUCAAGAUGUCAAAAACACAACUGUUCAAGAGGUUUUUAAAAGCUUGGUUUCAGUAUAGGGUUCUGGUAUGCAAUUCCAAGUGAUGUAGGUCUUCAUCAGAACAGGACUAUACCUAUGCAGUGUUUUAUGUCUUCUAGUUAUUUGUCUGAAAGAGGCUGCUGCAGAGAUGAAGAACAUUCUGACUCUUUGUUCAGACUAAUACGUGAGUGAAGAGGAAGUUCUUCCCAAGCUUAUUCAUUUUAUGAUCAAGCAUGCCAGUCCCCACCACUGAGCGGUAGGGAGAAUAUGCAAAUUAUAUAUGGGGAAUAACACUGCACUACAUGAUAAUGGCUGCCAGGAUGUUAUCCCUGCACCGCUUUUCACAUUUUCACACAUCAAUGAAAACAGAGCUGUGCCAAUCAAUUUUCACUCAGGGUCAAUCUCUUCUCUUUUCCAAAUAUUGGAUCAUAAACCCCUUUAUAAAGAGGGGACUGCAUCAUCAAAAACUACAAGAAUGGGGAGGGGGAUUCUCCUGCAUGUAUGCAUGGGGAAUUCCCUUCUCCAGAAAAUAUUCUGAACACAGGGUUAGAACUGCUGAAAUAAAUGAAAGGUGCUGAAAGGGAAAAAUUACCGCACAAAAGCUCCACUGAUCUGAUUUCUAAGCAGAAAUAUAGCAACGCCAUUUUAUUGUGGUUUACCUCAAGUGUCAGUGUGAACUGAUUAUCUGUAAUUGUUGUGAAUAAAAUGUAUUAGAAACAAGUAUAUUGUCCUCUCAGAUUUGUGGUACAUUAUCACCUUCAAUGUUUAACCCCCCAGAGAUUAUCUUCGUUGUGCGAACUAAAAUUUCUCAGGAGUCCAAAGCCUCAAUUUUUUGAUGAAUAAUCAAUCGUCAAUUUUACUUGGUUCUAAAGUCAGAGGUGAUCAACAUGGUGUUGAAUCAUUUCAUGUUCAAAUUUUCUGGAAAUAGCCUACAAUCAAUAUUACUAUGCUUUGUACUUGAAGGGGGUGCAAUAGCUAAUUAGCCAUACAUGUAUGUCAUUUUAAAAUCUUGCAGUCAUCUGUGAGUUUGAUCUUGGUAGAGAUUUUUUUUCCAGAAAAUUGUAUUUUUACCUGGAAUAAUGAAAAAUGCUGCAGAUUUCAUUGGGGAAAUUUCUGAAUCAUUACACACAUGUACAUGUACGACUAUUGGAGAGUAUGACAAGGUAAAAUGAUGUGCCCCCACAAAAGAUAAUGCCUGCCUCCCCUAGUAAAACAGAGAACUCUUUUCAAUCCUUGAAGUCAUUCAAUGUUGCUACAAUAUGCCCAAUAUGUCGAUAUGCCCACUUCGAUGAAGUACAUGCACAUGAUUGUACGUGUACUUCACCUGGAGCCAUUUCUUUAUUCAGUAGCCAUAGCAUUAUCAAAGUAAACUUAAACUUGUCUUACCAGUAAUCACUGUUAUAUUACAAUUUAGUCUGCAUAAGUCAACUUUCCAUCAGUCAAAUUAUAGUCAAAUAAUGUCCAAAGUCAAAGCAAUUAUUUUGACCAGAGUAAGAAUAUUAUGCAAAAUGUGGUAUUUUAUUUACAUUUCUCUCUCCUUGUACGUCUUACAUGCAUUUCUGUGAUCCCAAGAAAUUUGCCUCACAUAUUGGAAUAUUUGCCUUUGCUGCAAAUGUACACUAUAUUUUCAACCAUGUUACAACUUGACAAGAUGGGCCCAAUAGCACAAAGAUUAGCGAUUAAUUGCUAUAAUAAUUCUGAUUGGUUCCUAGUCUACUAUACACAUACAAUAAUGAUAGGCCAUUACAUGUAGCAAUAAAUCACUAACCUUUGUGUUAUUAGACCCAGAUAAGCUUUUCAAAUUCACAAACUCUCUCAUAUAUCACAAGUCACCUCUCUUGUGUAAAAUGCACUGUUAUGUAUUGAGAGAAAGUACAGGUGUGCUGGCAUACCUUGAUAUAUACAUGUACACCAUGGUAAUUUGUUUCCUUUGAUUUAUUUAUCACAGUUACUCAUUGUGGAAUUAGGUACACAUGUUAAUCCAUGGAAUGAUGAAGAUUCAUAGAGUAAGAAACUACAUUUUGUGCAAUUCCCUUUUGAAGCUUACUAGUAUAUUUAUGUGAAAUUACGGUUAAUGUGUGAUUUGUUUUGAAUAAAUUCAAUUCAUUAAUUUGGUGUUGGAUACUGCAUGAUAUAUAC